Striga asiatica is the source of this 935-nucleotide messenger RNA. Lineage: Eukaryota; Viridiplantae; Streptophyta; Magnoliopsida; Lamiales; Orobanchaceae. The record is from the annotation of a GenBank genome assembly.
AAAAGAAGAGAUUCACACUUCGCCUUCAUUCUCAUUUUCACUUUGUUCCCACCAAAAGGAAACCCUCUCUUACACUAUAUAUGUGGUCCAUUUUGAUCUAGCUAAGCUUGUAACAUAAACAUAUAAAAGUAUUUGAGUUAGAUCUUAGAGAGAAAACGUUCAAAGGGUUCGUAAGUUAAACUCGAUCAUGGAUUACAACGCUUUCGAUUACACAAAGACGAUGAUUCCACCUACCGUGAUAGACCACAAAAAUAACGACGGCACGAACAUUAUUUACGGCAAUGACCCAAAGAAAAAGCGGUUGAGCACUGAGCAACUAGAUUCGCUCGAGAACAGUUUCCAAGAGGAGAACAAGCUUGAUCCUGACCGCAAAAUGAGGCUGGCCAAGGAGCUCGGCCUUCAGCCACGUCAAAUCGCGGUUUGGUUUCAAAACCGGCGGGCCCGUUGGAAGGGAAAGCAGCUCGAGCGCUUGUACGACAUGCUUAAGCAGGAGUACGAUGCGGUUUCUAGGGAAAAGCACAAGCUCGAACAGGAGGUUAUGUCCCUAAGGGCAAUACUCAAAGACCAAGUGCUGGCCAAGAAACAAGUUUCGACCAACUACACGGAAGUUUCCGGUGAGGAGACAGUCGAGAGCACGUCAAUCCCGAACUCCGUGAAGCCGUGUGGGCCCCACAACAUCAAUGAGGUCGGAGAAUGUAGCUAUAUUCUUAACAUCGACGACUACAAUCCGGCCAUGAUGACUCCAUACAGUUGGGCUGCCCUACCUUAAAAACCUAAUACGAUCUACUUGAAUUUUUAAUUAGGUAAUUAAUUAGUUAAUUAGUUAGUUAAUUAAUGGCUGCUUAAUUUGUUGUGUUCAUAUGGUUGAUCAUCACUUUUUAAUUUCUUGUGAAAGACUAAUUAAUUAGGGUUAUGUGGUGGUAUAAUCCUAGGCU